Messenger RNA from Copidosoma floridanum, 3871 nucleotides. Its product is annotated as ribosome biogenesis protein BMS1 homolog. Gene Ontology annotation, cellular component: nucleus; 90S preribosome. NCBI's taxonomy places the organism in Eukaryota, Metazoa, Arthropoda, Insecta, Hymenoptera, Encyrtidae. Gene Ontology annotation, molecular function: U3 snoRNA binding; GTP binding; GTPase activity. The record is from RefSeq and is a predicted model, not a curated record. Gene Ontology annotation, biological process: endonucleolytic cleavage of tricistronic rRNA transcript (SSU-rRNA, 5.8S rRNA, LSU-rRNA); ribosome biogenesis; maturation of SSU-rRNA from tricistronic rRNA transcript (SSU-rRNA, 5.8S rRNA, LSU-rRNA).
CUCUUAACAUAACCUAACGAUGUGUCAGUGUAACAUGUGGAAAUUUAAACUUUAUUAAUAUCUUGAGUGUUAUUGAGUGUUAUACUUUAAUUAUCAAAAUGUCCACUCCAGAAGAUUUUACUGCUCACAAGCAGCACAGGGAUAGUAAAUCUGGUCGGAAAGCUGAUAAGAAAAAAGAAAAGAAGAAGAAACCUUUGGAAGGAGAUCCCAAAAAGAGAAAUCCCAAGGCUUUUACAUUCAACUCGGCAGUCAAGGCAGAAAGACGAUUUAGGCGUAAACAAGAUGUUGACACAAAAAAGCAACACAUUCCUCUUAUUGAUCGAACACCUUUGGAACCUCCACCAGUCCUGGUUGCUGUGGUGGGGCCCCCUAAAGUGGGAAAAUCCUUACUCAUUGAGUGCCUUGUAAAAAAUUUCACAAAACAACCACUUUCCAACAUUACUGGACCUGUGACAGUAGUAGCUGGUAAACGCAGGCGAAUCACGUUUCUUGAGUGCAACAAUGACAUAAACAGUAUGAUAGACAUUGCCAAGGUUGCUGAUUUGGUUCUGCUUCUUGUCGAUGGCUAUAACAAGUUUGAGAUGGAAACAUUUGAGUUUCUUAAUAUAUGCCAAGUUCAUGGUAUGCCACGUAUCAUGGGUGUUUUAAACCAUUUGGAUUUAUACAAAAAUGCCAGACAAAUGAGAAAGACAAAAAAGGAGUUGAAACGCAGAUUUUGGACAGAGGUUUAUCAGGGAGCAAAGUUAUUUUAUUUGUCUGGUUUGUUGCACGAUGAAUACAUGCGCCAGGAAAUUAAAAAUCUGGCCAGGUUUAUAUCAGUCAUGAAAUUCAGACCCAUUACCUGGAGGAGUACACAUCCUUACUUACUCGUUGAUCGUGUCGAGGACUUAACUGAUCCAGAAUUGAUGAGACAGAACAGUAAGGUUGACAGAAAUAUUUCACUAUAUGGCUAUGUACGAGGUGUACCUUUUCAUAAUCAGUCUUCCAUUCAUAUUCCUGGCUGUGGAGAUUUAAAGAUCAAGGAUAUAAGUUUUUUGCCAGAUCCAUGUCCACUACCAGAACACUUAAAAAAGAGAGCUUUGGUGGAAAGAGAGCGUUUGAUAUAUGCACCGUUUUCUGGAGUUGGUGGCAUUGUUUAUGACAAAGAUGCAGUUUACAUCGAAUUAGGUGGAAGUCAUCAUCACAAUAAAGACGACGAUACUGGUUUAGUAAGCCAAUUGCUUCAGACUCAAGAAACUUUAGAUCAUAAACUGGAGAAGAGUGAACUUCAGUUAUUUACCGGCUCAGUUCCCAUAAAGUCUCAAGAUGUCAAGCAAAUAUUUAUGGAAGAAGGAGAUUACAACGAAAAAAAAUUGGGAAAACAAGGUGAUGUCAACGGCUUUUUAAACGAUAAUGACGAUGAUGGUGAUGAUAGUGAUGAGCAGAGUGAAGAUGGAAUGGAUGUAGAUAAUGAUGAUGAAAGUGAUACAGAACAGGAAAAAUCAUGCGAGAGUGAAGAUGAAGACGAAGAUAAAGACGACGAGGAAGAUCCCAACGAUGCAGACACGUCAUCAAAUAAAAGAAAAGCUGCUCAAAAACUGUCAGGCAAGAAAAAAAUGAAGUUGGAAAUAUCAGCACCCAAGGAAGACGAAGAAAGUACAAAAGUUUACCGAAAAUUACACAUUAAUCAAGAUGAGCACGUGAAAAACAAAAUUUCGGAAGUACUGGACCUUGUGGACAGCAUUGAUUCUAAAAAGUCAAAAUUUAGUAAGCGACCCAAAGAAGAUAGCGAUAACGAAAGUUUUGAUGAACUGAGCGAGGAUGAAGAAGUAGAUUUUGAGUCGAAACUCGAAAAAGAUGAGGUGGGUGAAGAUAAUGAAGGUGAUGAAGAGGAGGAAGAAAAUCAAGGCGAGGAUGAAGAGAAUGACGAUGACAGUGAAGAGGAAGAUGAUUCGCCAGACAAUUUGAAAUGGAAAAGGAACAUAGCUGAACGAGCGCGUGAAGCUUUCUUGCAGCGUCAACAGAAAAACGUUAAUCUGCAGCGCCUAGUUUAUGGGGUCUUUGACGAGAGUAAAUUAGAAAAGAAAGAACAAAAGGAAGAAAGAGAUGCAAAUGAUGAUGAAAACGAGCUCGGUGGUAUAUUCCGUGUCGUUCAAGAAAAACAAAAACGGAUGAUUGAGGAGCGUGAACUCAAGAAUCAAGAAGAAUGUGUGUUUUAUUCCAAGGAACCACCUCGUGAUUGGCUUGAAGAAAGUAACAAAGACCUUUUGAUCAAUCGCUUUGUCACUGGCAAGUGGAAAGAAUCCGAGGAUGCAGAGACUCUUUUGAAAUUAGACGCUUUGGACGACGGCGAAGUCUUUGACGACUUUGAGGAUUUGGAAACUGGCAAAAAGUUCACAGCCGAGGAACAAACUAAAAAAGAAGAUGGUGAGUCGGAGGAAACAAAAGAAGAUGACGCCGAGCACAAAAAACUCCUCGAGAAGAAAAAGAAACUCAAAGUGCAGUUUGACAUGGAGUACGAUACGACCGACAAAACGUACUACGACGACCUGAAGGAAGAAUGCCAGCGCCAAGCAAAUCUGAACAAAUCCGAGUUUGAAGGCCUGGACGAUUCGAUUCGCGUGACCCUUGAGGGCUACCGUCCUGGUAUGUACGUGCGUCUCGAGAUCGAUAACGUACCCUGCGAGCUCAUCGUCAAUCUCGACCCCAGCUAUCCAAUGGUCGUCGGUGGCUUGCUCCCUGGCGAAGAGAACAUCGGCUACGUACAAACGCGUUUCAAAAAGCACAGGUGGUAUCCGAAAAUACUGAAAAGCAAGGAUCCCAUCAUUAUGUCUGUUGGAUGGAGGAGAUUCCAAACUAUAGCCAUAUACUCGCAGUUAGAGCACAAUAUGCGUAACAGAAUGCUAAAGUACACGCCGGAGCACGUGUCGUGUAUGGCACACUUUUGGGGUCCGAUCACGCCUCAGGGUACGGGAGUUCUCGCUGUUCAGGACGUAUCCAGGGUCGACCGGAACUUCCGCAUCAUCGCGACGGGCUCAAUCGUCGAAGUGGCCAAGAGCAGCAAAGUAAUGAAAAAACUCAAGCUGAAGGGCGUGCCUUACAAACUGUUCAAAAAGACGGCUUUCAUAAGAAACAUGUUCACCUCGAGACUGGAAGUAGCCAAGUUCGAGGGUGCCAAGAUCAAGACGGUCUCGGGUAUCCGAGGUAUGAUCAAGAAGCCUGUCUGGGACGAUAAGCUCGACGGUGCCUUCCGCGCCACGUUCGAGGACAAAAUACAACUCUCCGACAUCGUCUUCUGUCGCACUUGGUACCCCGUCGAGAUUCCACGCUUCUACAACCCCGUUACCUCGCUUCUGCUGCCUCUCAAUCAAAAGAACAGUUGGACGGGCAUGAAGACCAGCGGCCAGCUGAAACACGAACUGAAUAUCCAUGUCGAGCCGAAUCCGGACAGUUUCUACACGCCAAUCGAGCGCGAGCCCAAAUUUUUCAAGCCACUGUUCGUGCCUAGAUCUCUGCAGAAGGAAUUACCCUAUCAGGACAAGCCAAAAGUAGCGGCCAAGUUCUGCAAGCGCAAGCAAUUCGACAAGCAACGGGUGGCCGUAGUCAGAGAUCACAAGGAAGCGAACGUCGCGAGGCUGAUGAAAAUGAUUAGGACCAACUACGCGCACAAGGAGCUCAAGAACAAGGAGGCCACGCACAAGAGGAUGGAAGCGCUGAAGAAACGCUACGAAGAGGAGGAGGCCAAAAAACUCAAGCGCCAGAGGGUAAUGAAGAAGCAGAUAUUCAGCGAUCUUGCGAGGAUGGACAAGAAAAAUAAAAAUAAGGCCAAGUAGCGGGAUUCGAGGUGUUGAUAAGUUGUUCUUUUGUAAAUAAAUAUCAUUUAUUAUGUGUA